AUGAUGCUGCUGCUGCUAAUAUCUAGAGAAAUUUAUAUUCCUCCUUCAACCACAGUUGAACCAGAUAAAAAAAGGCAGAAACUCAAUAAUUUCAAUUAUAAUAUGUCAACUAAAAUGUCAACUACAUCGACAAAUAAUUCAAACAUGUCUCAUAAUGUUAAUAGUGGAACAUUUACUCCAAUUACUCAAAGUAACUCUUGUGAAUCAAUUACCAACUUACAUAAAAAUCAUGAUAUUGAAAUGCUCGAUGAAGAUCAUUUUGAAAAGAAACAAAAUUAUGGUCAAAUGCAAUCCAUGAGUUAUUUGAAAAUUAAUGAUAAAGAUACUACUGAAUGUCCUUGUGGUUAUUUACAUCCAAGAGGUGCUCAUGAAGAUAUUCAUGCUGUUGGAUUAGCUGAGGUUCCAUUAUUAAGAGGUCCAGAAUAA
Molecule: messenger RNA, 426 nt
Organism: Insectozyma verbasci
Lineage: Eukaryota; Fungi; Ascomycota; Pichiomycetes; Serinales; Debaryomycetaceae
Source: the annotation of a GenBank genome assembly